AUGGUGCAACGUACAGCAACACAGGUCACAGCACCGGACAAAGAAGAUAGUAUAGCAAAUUUAAUCGGACAAUUUGGGAGAUGGCAGUUCUUGGUGUUCGCAACUGUUUCCCUUGUUAAACUAUCCUCGGGAUGGGUUCAAAUGGCAAUACUUUUUCUAACCCCGAAGCUAACUUUUUGGUGUGUGGAAUUCAGGAAUAGUACAGCAAAUUCAGCUCCUGUUGUGGAGAACUCCACUUGCUACGCCGAUUGCUUAAAGUACGAUUAUGAUGCAUCUCCUUUUGAUAAUACAAUUGUGUCGGAAUGGGAUCUUGUUUGUGAGAGAAGCUGGUUAGCUAGUUUCACGCAAAUGGUCUUGCAACUGGGAAUCCUUCUCGGAAGUAUUGUUUUUGGAUUUCUUUCUGACCGGUAUGGCAGAAAGAUUACCUUCCUUGUGUCCAUCACGUUUCUAGUCCUGCUGGGAUUUGCUAUCCCUUUCGCACCAAAUUAUGCCACCUUCACUGUAAUUCGUUUCUUCUGGGGAGUCGCAACGUCUGGAACUAUGGUGGUCUCUUUCGUCAUCGUAAUGGAGACCAUUGGAUCAAACUACAGGGAGAUGCUCGGAUGCCUGUUCCAAAUUCCGUUUAUCAUUGGUCAUAUGACGGUACCGCUCUUCGCGUAUUACUUUAGAAGCUGGGAUUCUUAUAGUUUGGCUAUGGCUGUACCACCACUGAUCUAUUUGAUGUAUUUUUUCUCUUUGACGGAAUCUCCGAGAUGGUUACUCAGUGUGGGAAGAGUAGAUGAAGCUGCCAAAAUUGUGAAGAAAGCAGCUGAAUUCAACGGUCUACCAACAACUAAAAUUGAUGAGACCCUAAAGCAGCUAUCAGACGACAUCCGUUCUAAAUCACAGGAAGGCCGUGCAAACUAUACAGAUCUUUUGGGACCAGCUCUCCUAGUGAAGACCGUCUGCUGCUGCGUCAUGUGGACUAUUGUGGGUUUAACCUUUUAUGGAUUUAACCAGUACAUCAGUCAGACUAGCCCGGAUCCUUUUGUGACUGUGGCAGCGGCGGGGGCCAUACAGAUUCCAUCCAACAUUAUAUCUAUAUGGCUGAUCAAGCGCUUUGGGAGGAAACUAACUAUCGCCAUAACAUUUAUCCUCGGCGGCAUAUGUGUUUUACUCUUGGGCGUAGUUCCUAAAACCUACGCGAUUACACUCACCCUUGGCACUUUAGGAGUCAGCUGCACAGCUAUAGUAGCCGCCUCUAUCUAUAUCUACACCUCAGAAUUGUUCCCUACAGUCGUACGAAAUAUGUCAAUGGGAGCAUGUUCUAUGUGCAUGAGAAUAGGGUCCAUGAUUGCUCCGUUUAUUUCUAAUUUGGCGUUGACAGUUCCUUGGUUACCGACUGUGGUGUUUGGCUUUGCGGCUAUAGCUGCUAGCGUAAUGUGCUUGUUCUUGCCAGAGACAAAAGGUACUACGUUACCGGAUAGUUUAGAAGAUGUUAGCAAAUAG
Messenger RNA from Pieris macdunnoughi, 1488 nucleotides. Lineage: Eukaryota; Metazoa; Arthropoda; Insecta; Lepidoptera; Pieridae. The record is from the annotation of a GenBank genome assembly.